AUGCCUGGGCAGAUUUCUGCAUGGGCUGUGCUCUUCCUUUCCCUGGCUGUAAUUUUACAUGGCCAUCAAAUAAGAGAAAAAGAACUUCCAAAAUCCAGAGGCUAUCUUCAACAUAUCACAACAGCAACAGGACCAACCACAGCAAAACCUCCUCUACAGCUGAUUAACCAAACACUUCAUGUAACUUUAGCAGUGAGAUCAAAGGAUGAUUACAUUCAAAUGGCUGCUGAAACCCCCACCUCUGAAAACACAGCUCACACAGAAAAAACAGCAAAAAGUCUUCUACCCAGCAGCACAGCUAGUUAUACCUUUGUCACAUCUAAUAACUCACACAUGACUGCUUCAUCUACCAUUGGCCUUGGUUUAAUUGCACAUUUGCCAAUUCCUAAAACUGGAGUUAGUCUAUCCACUGUCAACCAUAUAACUGGGAGAACUACCCAAUUUGGUGAUCAGACCACCCUCCUCAAAACUAUUAAUACAGCAUCAAACAAAAGCACAGCCAAACAGAAGCCAUCUCUUUCAACCUAUGCUCCAGAAACAACAGCUCCUACACACAAGGACAGCCCGACAACCUCACCUGCCCCCAUAGAUCUGAGGCCCACUCUUGCAAGUCAGUCAUUAUCAGUCAAGACGGGAACUUACGAAGUCUUAAAUGGAAGCAGGCUCUGUAUAAAAGCAGAGAUGGGUAUUCAGCUGAUUGUUCAAGAAAAGGAUUUGGAUUCUGCAACUGAGAGACACUUCAACAUUGACCCUAGCCUAACCCAUGCAUCUGGGAAAUGUGGCUCCCAAAAAUCCAACCUGUUCUUGAAUUUCCAGGGUGGAUCUGUGAAUAUCACAUUUACAAAGGGAAAAAACUCCUAUUAUAUCAGUGAAGUGGGAGCCUACUUGACCAUCUCAAAUACAGAGAAGACUUACCAGGGAAUAAAACGUACUAUGAUGAUGUUCGAGACAGUAGUUGGGCAUUCCUUCAAGUGUGUGAGUGAGCACAGCCUCCAGCUGUCAUCUCAGCUUCAAAUGAAAAUAAUGAAUACUCAUCUCCAAGCCUUUGAUUUUGAAGGAGACUGCUUUGGAAAUGUGGACGAGUGUUUGUCUGACUAUACCAUUGUGCUUCCUGUGAUCGGGGCCAUCGUGGUCAUCCUCUGCAUUUUGGGUUUGUGUGUCUACAAAAUCCGCCUAAGAUGUCAGUCAUCUGGAUACCAGAGAAUCUAA
This is a messenger RNA of Psammomys obesus (fat sand rat), 1209 nucleotides long. It is a transcript of the gene Lamp3, whose product is annotated as lysosomal associated membrane protein 3. Lineage: Eukaryota; Metazoa; Chordata; Mammalia; Rodentia; Muridae. Gene Ontology annotation, cellular component: membrane. The record is from RefSeq and is a predicted model, not a curated record. Bases 1 to 1209 code for a protein of 402 amino acids. The transcript has 6 exons.